AUGAGCACCCCGCUGUUCGUGGCCGAGGAAGUGCUGUGCACCUACCCAAUCAGCACGGUGUACGACUCGUGCCCACGCUACCUGUUCUAUGCUCUCCUGCUAGCCACCUGCGUGACCCGAUGGACGGGAUGGCUCUCCGACGUCUUCCUUGGAGCCGCGGCGACCUACGCGGGGACCGCGGCUCUGGAGGCCUUCAUCCUGGUCUCAAGCCCAGCGCAAGAUGCUCCAGCGAACCCAGUAACCCUCCCCUACAUCUCACCCAACGACACAGCCCUCCUAGCCAGCCUGACCCCUUCCUUCCCCACCCUGAUCACCAACACCACCACCCUCCCCAUCACCCCAGCCACCAUCGACCUGGACGCCGACGCCGUCCUUGCGAUUGUAGUAACCGCCUACCUGAUCUUCCUGCCCCUGCAAACCUGGUCCCGGGCGUUCACGCACUCCCGCGCGCGCUUUAUCCUCUUCUCCCUCUGGCACGCCCUCAUGCUGGCGGGCACGAUCAGCGCGCUGAUCUACUGGCCGCGCGUGCGCAACACGCCCACGCAGUACGCUUUCUGCGCGCCGGACUACUUCCCGCCGGAGGACACGGUGUCCAGCGACGGGUGGCAGGCGUGGCAGCGGCGGACACCCUCGUGGAACAGCAGCGUGUGGGCGAUCUUCAGCAACACCACGCUCUUCAACUCGCUGCCGACGGUGUGCUACUACCCGUGCUUCAACACCACCCAACCGCUGCGCCAGCAGUCCGCGCUCGAGGCCUCCGUCGCCGACAGUGCGGCCGCCCACACCGCGCGCUCCGCCUUCUGGUCGCGCAUCCUCUACUCCGAGCGCUACAUCUACAGCCUCAUCGGGCUGACCCUGGUCGUCAACGUCGUCCUCCUCCUGUUCCGGUGUCUGCCGUACCGCUCGCGCAUCCCCUCGUCGCGGGUGCGCACCAUCUGGCGCGAGCGUACAGCCAUCGCGCAGGGGUUCCGCGCGGACUGGUUCGCGGUGGUGCAUCCGGCUUCGUUCACAGACCCCAAACACAUGACCACGCCCACUUCGGCGGAUCACGCCUCGACUGGGAAAGCCGAGGCACGCGAGAAGCGAGGAAGCGACAGCAUCCUCGAGAAAACGCGCGCCACCCUCGCGACCGCCACCGCGACCCCGCACACCAUCACCUGCCUCCUGCACCUGCACACGCUCGGCUCCCUGGUGCGGCUGCUGCUGGACCUGUGCAUCCUCUUCGCCGUCGGGUUCAGCAUCGUCAUCAGCCCGCUGACCGUGCUGGCCUUCGUCGCCUGGAUCGAGUACUACAUCCACGAGGACGGGCCGGCCCAAGAGACGCCCAAGCAGGUCGGCCAGUGGGCGCCCCUGGCGUCCAUCGGGUUUCUGGUGGUGUCGGCGGGGAUCCUCAAAUUGAAGGUGUGGGUCGCGCCGCGGCGGGAGAUCGAGUGGGAGAUCGAGCAGGUCCGGGGACGGCUGAAGCGGUUGGAGGGGAUGAUUGUUUAG
Molecule: messenger RNA, 1488 nt
Organism: Aspergillus fijiensis CBS 313.89
Lineage: Eukaryota; Fungi; Ascomycota; Eurotiomycetes; Eurotiales; Aspergillaceae
Exons: 1
Coding region: 1-1488 (495 amino acids)
Source: RefSeq, a predicted model, not a curated record